CUGGUACUGUUUGGAAGUGCCACACCACUGGAAUCCUGAAAUUUAUCGAACUCGGCAGCACAAAGUUAUUCGGCACAAGGCAUUCGGUAUAAACAUGACAAUGAUUUCCAAAACCACCCUGGGAAUUGCUGCAGGGAUUUGUGGGACAAUCUUCUUGGGCUAUUGUGUCUACUUCGAUAGAUGUAGGAGGAUGGACCCUAACUUCAAAAAGAAGCUCAGGGAGCGCCGCCGUCUCAUGAAGGCCAACCUGAAAAACACGAGCUCAAAGCUGCCGAACAUGAAUGACCACGAGGCCGUUCAGAAGUUCUUCAUUCAAGAGGUGCAACUCGGUGAAGAGCUCUUGGGCCAGGGAGACGUUGAAGGUGGAGUUGAGCAUUUGGCAAACGCCGUGUCAGUUUGCGGCCAACCUCAGCAGCUCCUCCAGGUGCUCCAGCAGACUCUGCCCCCACAAGUCUUCUUCCUACUCAUGCAGCAGUUGCCCACGAUCAUGAACAAGGGAUUCCCCAGCAACAACGCAACUGUUUCCGAAGACGAUGUUGAAUAAGAAAAGUUCGCUGUAGCAAAUUAAAUAAAUGAUCUGGCAGGAGAUGGCUUCUAACAAAAGUGUAGUGUAGCUGUGCCCAUGGAAGAAGUUCAACCCAGCCUUGUAGUAGAACGUUUUAAUGAACUGUGCAUAGACACUUACUCACUGAUAGACAUUUUCUGCAAUAAAUUCCCAUCUCGUUAAAAAAGAAAGUGUCACGCCAGGAUUGGUAUACCUUACGCGCCGCACGGAAAAUGUGGCUGUGUUAUGAAUGUUAUUUUGUGUUCCAGCAUGGCAAUAUUGUUGUUCGACAAAAUAAAACAAAACAGCAGGCAUUGUAAAGAAAUGCCUGUGCCUACACGUCUAAUGCUUGUCAAAUAAAAUAUAAAUAUAUAA
This is a messenger RNA of Cloeon dipterum, 919 nucleotides long. Its product is annotated as mitochondrial import receptor subunit TOM20 homolog. Bases 95 to 544 code for a protein of 149 amino acids. Gene Ontology annotation, biological process: tRNA import into mitochondrion; protein import into mitochondrial matrix; intracellular protein transport. The record is from RefSeq and is a predicted model, not a curated record. NCBI's taxonomy places the organism in Eukaryota, Metazoa, Arthropoda, Insecta, Ephemeroptera, Baetidae. Gene Ontology annotation, molecular function: transmembrane protein transporter activity. The transcript has 5 exons. Gene Ontology annotation, cellular component: mitochondrial outer membrane translocase complex; mitochondrial outer membrane.